AUGGCGAGAGUGGAUGAGCGGUUGGAUCAAGUGGUCAAUCAGUUGACUGAUCGGAUGGCCGAUUUGAUCAAUCGUAGGAGGCAGGGACCCAAUGACGGGUAUGGUUCUGAUUUUAGUAACCCAUUUGGUGACGGUUCGGCUUCCGAAGACGAACAGGAAGGGCGACCAAGGGGUGAACGUGGAGGGGGUAACAGGCGUUGGGAUUCUGGGAUUAGAGUUGAUAUUCCAGAAUUUGAUGGGUCUAGUUUGAAUCCAGAGGGGUUCAUCGAUUGGUUGGCUACCGUGGAGGAGGUGUUUGAAUACAAGGAGGUGCCUGAAAAUAAGCGGGUGGCCUUGAUCGCUACCAGGUUACGUGGUAGGGCCUCUGCGUGGUGGCAACAAUUGAAGUUAACACGAAACAGGCUCGGGAAGUCAAGGAUCGUGACAUGGACCAAGAUGAAAAAAUGCUUGCGGUCCAACUUUUUGCCUCAUAACUUUCAAAGGUUGAUGUACCAGCGUCUGCAGAAUUUAAAACAGGGGGCUAAAUCGGUUGAUGAUUAUACAACUGAGUUUUACCAGUUGAUUGCAAGGAAUGAUAUUCAAGAACCGGAGGAGCAACUUGUCUCUCGGUAUAUUGGGGGUCUAAGGGUUCAGAUCAUGGAGGCUGUGAAUCUUUUUGAUCCGUUAACCAUUCAUGAGGCACACCAACGGGCGUUGGCCUUUGAGAAGCAAAACCGUCGGGUGGGCGGUUCAUUUACCCCCGCUGGGGGAAACGUUGGGUCAGGCAGUGGGGCACCUCGUGGCGGGCCUAGUCAGGGGAAGCCGGGGGGUAGUAAUACCGGGCCUACUUCUAAGGGGGCUAGCAGUAGUGGUCCCAGAUGUUUCAAUUGUGGUGAAACAGGCCAUCGUCAAACUGAGUGCAAAAAGGCUGGUAAAAGACACUUAUUUGCUGAGUCUGAAGAUGAACAGUAUGAAGAGUAUGAGAAUAACCCAGUCUACGAUGAGGAAACUGAAUAUGAAGAGGAGGUUGUGACCGGUGAUGUUGGGGUGAGUUUGGUGGUUAGACGUUCUUGCUAUACACCAAAGGCAGAUGGGGAUGAUUGGCUGAAGCAUAACAUCUUCCACUCAACAUGUACUAUUUUGGGAAAGGUUUGCACGUUCGUCAUCGAUUCCGGGAGUUGUGACAAUCUGAUUUCUGAAGAGGCAGUCCAAAAGUUGGCCUUGAAGACAGAGAGUCACCCGAAACCGUACAAGCUUCAAUGGCUGAAAAAGGGAGGUGAAGUGACGGUAUCUAAAAGGGCACUUGUUUCAAUUUCCAUUGGGUCCACGUACAAGGAUGAUGUCGUGUAUGAUGUGGUCCCUAUGGACGCGUGUCACUUAUUGUUGGGCAGGCCUUGGGAGUACGAGCGUAAUAUAGAACAUAACGGGCGGUCCAAUACGUAUAGUUUCCUGUUUGGUGGUGUGAAGAUCACUCUUGUUCCUAGCAAGCCUAAGCAAUUAGCCACGAAACAGUCGGGCACUCUGUUGACCAUUAGUCAGUUUCAAGAUGAGUUGGAGGAAGCAGACAAUGUUUUUAUUUUGAUUGGGAAGCCUGUGGCCGAGGAAGUCGACAUUCCUGAAUGUUUGGUUCCGUUAUUCGAGGAGUUUGUUGAUGUUUUCCCAGAUGAUUUACCUGCCGGGUUGCCACCCCUACGAGACAUCCAACAUCACAUUGAUUUGGAACCGGGGUCACAGCUACCCAAUAAGCCCCAUUACAGAAUGAGUCCAAAGGAGCAUGAGGAAUUACGUCGGCAGGUUGAAGAUUUAAUUUCUAAAGGGUAUGUUCGGGAAAGCAUGAGUCCUUGUGCUGUUCCUGCUCUGUUGAUGUCACACCCCGACCACGUGUCACAGUUGACUCCAAAGAAGGAUGGGACGUGGCGUAUGUGUGUUGACAGUCGUGCAGUCAACAAGAUCACUGUGAGGUACAGGUUUCCUAUUCCUCGACUUGAUGAUUUGCUUGAUCAAAUUAGCGGUGCCACUUUUUUCAGGAAACUAGACUUGAAGAGUGGGUAUUACCAGAUCCGACUCAGGCCUGGGGAUGAGUGGAAAACCGCCUUCAAGACUCGUGAGGGGUUGUAUGAAUGGUUAGUGAUGCCUUUUGGCUUGUCCAAUGCCCCUAGUACGUUUAUGCGGGUCAUGAACCAGUUGUUUAGGCCCUUUAUUGGCAAGUUUGUUGUGGUUUAUUUUGAUGAUGUUCUUAUUUAUAGCCCUAAUUUUGAUGAGCAUGUGAAGCAUGUACGGCAGGUUUUGACCUUGCUCCGAAGGGAUAACUUGUAUGCAGCUAGAAAGAAGUGUGUCUUUAUGGUCCCUAAGGUCCUGUUUUUGGGGUAUGUUGUUUCUGGUGACGGGAUACAGGUGGAUGAAUCCAAGGUAGCGGCUGUUAAGCAGUGGCCAACCCCCACUACAAUAACUGAAGUACGUAGCUUCCAUGGUCUUGCUUCAUUCUAUAGACGGUUCAUUCGAAAUUUCAGUUCCCUUAUGGCACCAGUGACUGACUGCAUGAAGGGAAAGACCUUUAUAUGGACUGAGGAGGCAGAAUCAGCUUUUCAGUUAAUCAAAGAAAAGCAUACAUCAGCACCAAUUCUUAUUUUGCCAGAUUUUUCUCGGGUUUUUUAG
This is a messenger RNA of Helianthus annuus (common sunflower), 2634 nucleotides long. RefSeq lists its product as uncharacterized. The coding region runs from base 1 to 2634 and encodes 877 amino acids. The transcript is spliced from 2 exons. Gene Ontology annotation, molecular function: nucleic acid binding; zinc ion binding. The record is from RefSeq and is a predicted model, not a curated record. Lineage: Eukaryota; Viridiplantae; Streptophyta; Magnoliopsida; Asterales; Asteraceae.